UACAUACCGUAAAACGGGGUGACUUUGACCUCACGGGUUGACUUUGGCCCCAUUUUGAGAAUUUGUUUAAAACCCACCCAAAUCUACUUUUAUUUGAUAUUUCCCAUUUUAUUUUGUUUUGAUACUGUAGUUAAUAACAGCAGCAAUAAUUAUACAACAAAAAAUCUUGUCACUUUAUGAAAAAUAUUUGGGAAAAAAAACUUUUUCAUUUGGAGGGUCAGAAAUAAAAAAAUUGAAAAAAAAAUCGCAACUCAGUACUUUUAUUGAGAAGUCCAAAAAAGAAACAUUCAAUUGUCCUUAUUCUUUACAGGUUGGAAGAGAUAUUCUCUGUGAAGGUUUUUAUGGUGUUUGGAACAAGUUUAAACUAGUUGGGGGCGUAUGAGGGAGGUUUUUUGCCCACAAUGCAAAAUUCCAUGUAAUAUGGUACUGACUUUGGCCCACCUUAUUACCCUAUACAAACCUACUUUUUUGUUUUAUUUUUCAGAAAUAAAACGAAUUUAUUUUCUCAUUCUAGUCAUCCAGUUAAUCUAUAAAUGUAAACAGUUUAUUUCAAAUCAUGGUGAGAAAAUUCAGUCGUGUUUUGGGCAGUAGAAGAUACCAUGAUUAUAGUGAGAAAAAACUUCAGCGAGCUCUGGAAGCAAUUAAAAGGGGAGAAUCGCAAAGAAACGUUGCAGCACAGUUCAAUAUACCUAGGAGUACUUUGAAGAAUAAGUUGAAACUGAGGCACAUGAAAAAAUUUGGUGGGCAAACAGUUUUAUUUGCAGAAACUGAGAAAAUUCUAGUGGAGCACUGCAUAGCCGUAAGCAGUUUUGGUUUUCCGAUAGCACAGGAAGAUUUGAGAAGCAUAGUUAAAGCUUAUCUUGAUGCAAAAGGAGUGACUGUCAGUAAAUUUCACAGCAAUUAUCCUGGAGUUGAAUGGGUGAAAGCAUUCUUAAAAAGGCACUCAGAACUAACGGUGCGAUUCGCAACGAAUAUAAAAAAGAAAAGGGCAGGGGUAUCGAGUGAGACUAUUGAAAAAUAUUUUGAAAACAUCGAAGAAGAGUUGGAUGAUGUGCCCCCGGAAAAUAUUUGGAAUUAUGAUGAAACAAACUUAACUGAUGACCCAGGGCAAAAGAAGAUAAUAUGCAAGCGCGGCUGCAAAUACCCAGAAAGAAUCCUGAAUUCGACAAAAUCUGCAAUAAGUUUGAUGUUCUGUGGGAAUGCAGCAGGAGCAGUGAUGCCACCGUAUGUAGUGUACAAAGCCGAGAAUCUGUGGAGCACUUGGGUUGAAGGAGGACCACCAGGGACACUAUACAACAGAUCAAGAUCAGGCUGGUUUGAUGGAUUUAGUUUUCAAGAUUGGUUUAAUCGAAUGGUGCUGCCUAGGCUGAAGCGUCAAAAUGGGAAAAAAGUUCUCAUUGGGGAUAAUUUAUCCUCCCAUAUCAGUCCAGAUGUUCUGAAAUCAUGUCUUGAUCACAAUAUAGCUUUCAUAUGUGGCCAAAGCCCACUGUAAUAAAUGUUUUCUUUGUCUCAGUAUGGGUACAGCUUAAUUUAUGGGGAGAAAUAGGCACUGGGCCAAAGUGGUACCGAAAUUGCUGGUGACUUUGGCCCACCGUAAAUUAAAAAAAAUAAUAUAGAAAAAACAAAUAUUUUGGUUCAAUGAUUAUGCACGACGUAUACCCCCUCUAAAAUGCAUAGUUUGGACCCGGAAUAGCAAUUCAUAGAUUUUUAAUAUUCGAGAUAUUUUGACUGAAAGACCAAAAAUGGGUCAUAGUCACCCCGCUUUACG
Molecule: messenger RNA, 1768 nt
Organism: Styela clava
Lineage: Eukaryota; Metazoa; Chordata; Ascidiacea; Stolidobranchia; Styelidae
Source: RefSeq, a predicted model, not a curated record